AUGCUGGAGGGAGGCGGUGAGAUGGGAACUCGAGAAAUGGCUGGGACAAUCCGUUGUGAUGUUUGUGGUUGCAUUCUGCGAAAUCUCAAUUUCCAAAUCACAAAGCCCUAUUCCAUCAUUGCUGAGAGGUUAACGACUGCACUGCGUUGGGAAUCUCCUCAACAGCUCAAUGCCAUAGUUCUCACCUAUCUGCUCACCUACUUCCCACUAAGUCGACGCUUUUAUGUCCCCUCCUCUCAAGUGCUGAGUGUCGGCCCUGAUGAGCGUAAACAAGUUCGCAUUGAAAAGUGGCUCACGUUCUGUCGCAUUGACAGUCAAGCACUCCUGCACGUCCUCGAGGAUGACACAAUAUUGAAGGCUUUGUGA
This is a messenger RNA of Hydatigera taeniaeformis, 366 nucleotides long. The record is from the annotation of a GenBank genome assembly. NCBI's taxonomy places the organism in Eukaryota, Metazoa, Platyhelminthes, Cestoda, Cyclophyllidea, Taeniidae.